CGCCGCGGGGCAGCACCGCCAUGGCCAACACGGCGCACCUGGUGCGGCGCCAGUCGUCGCGCGACCUCAACCCGCAGCGCUCGCUGGACCGCCUCGAGAUGAAGGAGAUGCGGGGCCGCCUCGUCGUGGAGAACGGCGCCUCCAGCAGCCGCGCGUACGGCGCCACCAACGCCGCCUUCGACGACUCCAGCCCCGGCAGCAAGAUCGGCAAGGUGACGUCGGCCAGCAAGCUGGCGGGCUCGGCGGAGGGCAAGGCCAUGUUCAAGCCGGAGGGCGGCGAGGAGGAGCGCGAGUCGUGGGACAGCAAGCUCACCUUCCUGCUGGCCACCAUCGGCUACGCCGUCGGCCUCGGCAACGUCUGGCGCUUCCCCUACCUGGCGCAGAAGAACGGCGGCGGGGCCUUCCUCAUCCCCUACUUCAUCAUGCUGUGCAUCGAGGGCAUCCCCAUCUUCUACCUGGAGCUGGCCAUCGGGCAGCGCCUCCGCAAGGGCGCCAUCGGCGUGUGGAACCAGGUGUCUCCGCGCCUGGGCGGCAUCGGCAUCGCCUCGGCCGUCGUGUCCUUCAACGUGGCGUUGUACUACAACACCAUCAUCGCCUGGUGCCUCUUCUACUUCGCCCAGAGUUUCCAAUCCCAACUGCCGUGGGCAGAGUGCCCUCAAAAGUACUUCCCGAAUGGAUCCUACGUUCUGGAGCCGGAAUGCGUGACGUCCACCCCCACGCAGUACUUCUGGUACCGCACGACGCUCAUGGUGUCGGAGGACAUCAACAGCCCCAACGCCUUCAACUGGAAGAUCGGCAUCGCACUGGUCAUCGCCUGGAUCCUGGUCUACAUGUGCAUGAUCAAGGGCAUCGCCUCGUCCGGGAAGGUGGUGUACGUGACGGCGACCUUCCCCUACCUGGUGCUUAUUAUCUUCUUCUUCCGGGGCAUCACGCUCAAGGGCUGCACGGACGGGCUGCGACACUUGUUCACCCCCAAGUGGCACACGCUCUCGGACCCGGUGGUGUGGCUGGAGGCGGGCACUCAGAUCUUCUUCUCGCUGGGGCUGGCCUUCGGCGGCCUCAUCGCCUUCUCCUCCUACAACCCCGUCAACAACAACUGCUCGCGCGACGCCAUCAUGGUGUCGCUCACCAACUGCCUUACGUCCAUGUUCGCCGGCAUCGUCGUCUUCUCCGUCAUCGGCUUCAAGGCCACCAUGAGCUACGAGAAGUGCCUGGAGCUGCGCAACGCGACGGUGGCGGCGUGGAACGCGGCCUCCAGCGCGGCCUCCAGCGCGUCCUCCAGCUUCACCACCGCCAUGAGCGCCGUGCUGCCGGACAUGCCGGAGUGCGACCUGCAGAAGGAGCUGGACAACUCGGCCGCGGGCACGGGCCUGGCCUUCAUCAUCUUCACCGAGGCCAUCAACCAGUUCCCCGGGGCGCAGUUCUGGUCCGUGCUCUUCUUCCUGAUGCUCUUCACGCUCGGCAUCGACUCGCAGUUCGGCACACUGGAAGGCGUCGUCACGUCCAUCGUGGACAUGAAGCUGUUCCCGAACCUGCGCAAGGAGGUUCUGACCGGCGUGCUGUGCCUCACCUGCUGCAUCAUCUCCAUGGCGUUCGCGCACGGCGCGGGCAGCUACGUGUUCGUGCUCUUCGACAACUUCAGCGGCAACUUCCCGCUGCUCAUCAUCGCCUUCUUCGAGUGCAUCGCCGUGUCCUACGUGUACGGCCUCAAGAGGUUCGCCGACGACAUCGAGCUGAUGACGGGCUCGCGGCCGCACCUGUACUGGCUCAUCUGCUGGAAGUACCUGUCGCCGCUGGCCAUGCUGUGCAUCCUGGUGGCGUCCAUCGUGCAGAUCGUGGUGGACGGCUCCGGCUACGCGGCCUGGGUGGCCGAGAAGGGCGUGACGGAGCGCCACGAGUGGCCAGUGUGGGCGCUGGUGCUCAUCGCCAUCCUGAUCCUCGUGUCCGUGCUCUGGAUCCCCGUGGUGUGCGUCGCCAGGAUGUUCGACCUGCACAUCAUCGAGGACAGCGAGAAGGCCUGGUUCCCGGCCGCCGACCUGCGCGAGUUCCACGGCAUCCUGCCGCACGAGGUGACCACCGCCGAGACGCUGCUGUUCUGCAUCCGCGAGGACGGCAGCGAGGGCCUGUGCUGCCCCACUGGCGGCGCCGCGUCCAGCGACGAGGAGGACGACGACGCCUAAGCGCGCUUCCCGCGUGACCGCCCUGCCCUGUCCCCGCCGCCCUGCACCGUCGAACCGAGUGUGGAGAACUCCUCGCUCCCUGGUGCGGAGUACUGCUCCUCUUUUGGACGUGAAGAGUACGGGUCACAGUUGAGUGGUCAUCUGACAGAACAACGUAUCUUCAUAGGGAAUCCCACGGUAAAUGCGCUGUCAUGUACGAAUGCCAGACAGUUGAAGUGUGGAGACUGCAAACUCUGCACUUCCAGGUGCGGAGACCUCCGCAUUCCGAGUUCUCCACACUCGGUUUCACGGUGUAGACGUGUGGCGUUGCAAUGGCGGUAACAUCUGAAUCGCCGUUCAAUUAGGGGUAGAACCCGAACACGGCCGAAACCAAAUUACCACCAGUACAGGGUGCGAACAGUACCGUCUUUCGAUUCGGAGUGACAAGAAGACCCGGGAAGAUCAAGAAAGUCGUUUGCACGCAGCUCUGCCCCCGCUUCCUCUUGGAAACUCGAGACAAUGCCGGAAACUUGGCAGCGCAGCGUGCGGGAGAAGGGCCUUCCCGGCAGUGAGGCGGCGACGUCUUUGUUUUGGUGCACUGCGAAAACGAGUUUGGAGACUGGGGGCGACUGGCGACCCUUGCGGGCGAGGGUUGCAACGUGAUUGAACACAUCCUAACCUACGGUAGAGAUACGCACACCAUCCGGUCCACCCGUGCC
This is a messenger RNA of Thrips palmi, 2878 nucleotides long. RefSeq names its product sodium-dependent neutral amino acid transporter B(0)AT3. Lineage: Eukaryota; Metazoa; Arthropoda; Insecta; Thysanoptera; Thripidae. Gene Ontology annotation, cellular component: plasma membrane. The coding region runs from base 21 to 2180 and encodes 719 amino acids. The transcript has 12 exons. Gene Ontology annotation, biological process: sodium ion transmembrane transport. The record is from RefSeq and is a predicted model, not a curated record.